Aspergillus viridinutans is the source of this 408-nucleotide messenger RNA. RefSeq names its product mitochondrial 37S ribosomal protein uS13m. Bases 1 to 408 code for a protein of 135 amino acids. Gene Ontology annotation, molecular function: structural constituent of ribosome; RNA binding. The record is from RefSeq and is a predicted model, not a curated record. Lineage: Eukaryota; Fungi; Ascomycota; Eurotiomycetes; Eurotiales; Aspergillaceae. The transcript is spliced from 4 exons. Gene Ontology annotation, biological process: translation. Gene Ontology annotation, cellular component: mitochondrion; small ribosomal subunit; ribosome.
AUGGUCUUCAUUCUGGGUGUGAAUUUCCCCGAGCGGAAUCUCGUCAAGGCAAGCGCAUCUCUAUUCUCAAGACCCAGACCCGACGACCAAACCUCUAAAUCCCUCGAGACGUUCUUCGGCGUUGGCCCCUUGGUUUCUCAACGUCUCCUUGCCCGCUUCCACAUCCACCCCACAUGCAAAGUUGGCGAGCUUGCGAAUAAGCAGGUUCUGGACCUCACAGCUGCUUUAUCCGACAUGAAGAUUGAGAAUGAUCUCCGGAGACAGAUUCUUGAUGAUAUUAAGCGGUUGAAGGAGUCGGGCUCGUACCGGGGUAGACGCCAUGCGUUGGGAUUACCGGUUCGGGGACAGAGAACGAGGACACAGAUUUCGACCGCUGUCAAGCUCAACCGUAUGGAAAGAAGACUGUGA